Messenger RNA from Pecten maximus, 3217 nucleotides. RefSeq names its product 4-aminobutyrate aminotransferase, mitochondrial-like. Lineage: Eukaryota; Metazoa; Mollusca; Bivalvia; Pectinida; Pectinidae. Bases 82 to 1578 code for a protein of 498 amino acids. Gene Ontology annotation, molecular function: pyridoxal phosphate binding. The transcript is spliced from 13 exons. Gene Ontology annotation, cellular component: mitochondrion. The record is from RefSeq and is a predicted model, not a curated record. Gene Ontology annotation, biological process: GABA catabolic process.
AUUAGUUGAUUAACACUCCCAGUAGGAUCCUGUUUAAACCAGUGCCGAGUGCCUUUCCAGUCACAUUGUGUAGAAUCAGCCAUGGCAGCACUGUGCUCAGUACGAUCAUGUGUGUCUACCGUUACACGGGGUUUGAGGAGAUAUGGGACCCCAGCUGUUGCAAAAGCGGUGGUCAAAUCAGACCCUUUGGAACCUGACGGUCCUUUUGUCAACACGGAGAUCCCGGGACCCCUUUCUCGUGAGCUAAUUCAGGAACUCGAUACCAUUCAGAACACGAAAGCGGUACACUUUUUUGUGGACUAUGAGCGCUGUCAGGGCAACUACAUUGCCGACGUGGACGGAAAUGUGUUGCUGGACUUGUAUACUCAGAUCGCCUCAGUUCCUAUAGGAUACAACCACCCCAGACUACUUGAUGCUUUGAUGAAGGAUGAAAACAGGGCUACGUUCGUUAACCGUCCGGCUCUAGGAGUGUAUCCGCCACGGGAUUGGAACUCUCGACUCAAGAAUGCUCUUCUUUCGGUGUCUCCCUCUGGCCUUAACCAGGUCCAGACAAUGGCGUGCGGAACAUGCUCAGUAGAACACAGUCAGAAGGCAAUGUUUAUUGCAUACCAGCGUCGUAAAAGAGGCGGGAGGCCCAUUUCCUCAGAGGAGAUCCAGUCGUGUCUUGAUGGUCGAGGCCCUGGAUGUCCUAAUCUAUCGGUCCUAUCAUUCAAAAACGGAUUACAUGGAAGGACCAUGGGUGCUUUGGGUGUUACCCACGCCAAAUGGCCCUUGAAAUUAGACUUCCCUGUACCGGAUUGGCCCGUUGCCAGUUUCCCUACCCUGCAGUACCCACUGAACCAGUUCGCACGGGAAAACCGGGCCGAGGAGAAUCGCUGUUUGGAAGAGGUGAGGGAACGUAUACAUGCUUGGGACAGAAAGGACUGCCCAGUGGCUGGGAUUAUCGUGGAACCGAUCCAGUCGGAAGGAGGGGACAACCAUGCUACACCUUACUUCUUCCAGGGACUCCAGGACAUCGCCAAGGAACACGAAAUUCCCUUGAUGUUGGAUGAAGUGCAGACAGGAUGUGGUUCAACUGGAAAGUUCUGGGCGCAUGAGCACUGGAAUCUUAGGGAAGCUCCAGAUAUUGUGUGCUUUAGUAAAAAGAUGCUUACUGGGGGAUUUUACUACAAAGACCACUUACGACCACAAGAGGGUCACAGGAUCUUCAACACGUGGCUAGGCGAUCCCUCUAAAUUGAUCUUUCUGGAGGAGGUAGUGAAUCUUAUAAAGGAGGAUGAUCUUUUGGAUCGAGUGGAAGACACUGGAUCUCAUCUUCUCAGUGGGUUGCACGAUGUGCAGGACAGGUUCCCCGGUUUACUUAGCAAGGCUCGGGGAGUUGGAACAUACUGCUCCAUUGACGUUAAGGACGCAGACACACGGGAUAUCAUUCUCCACAGACUAAGACGUAAAGGUAUCAACCUCGGUUCGUGUGGAAGCAGUUCUAUACGAUUUCGACCGACACUUCUCCUGUGUAGGAGUCACGUGGAUAUCUUCAUGGACAUCUUCGAUUCGGUUAUAUCAGAGCUACACCUCUAAGCCUGUGUCAUUUCGUACCCGACACUGAUUGACUGUUAUUGACAAAGGAGGAGUUGGAAUUUCUUCCCAAGACUUACAAAGAACAAUUCGUCUCAUAAGAAACUAUCUCUUUGAAUUCGUCAUUUGUUGUCUAAAGAUAGAGUGUCCAUGUCACUCGGUGACAUAUCUCAAAAAAGAGCUACAAUUUGUGUGGCAUUUAUCUUGCUAACACUGUGCUACCGGUUACGAUAUUAACGGAGAAAAUUACAAUAUGUUCCAACUCUCUAGAAAGUUCUGUAACAUAUCAAAAUACAUAUGCCGAGUAACGUAUAUACAGUUUAAGGCAUGUACACAGAAGAAACUUGAUUUGCCAUAGGAACAGUAUGAUACUAUAUUUUUGUAUUUUUAUAAUAACUUCGUGUAAUAGCGUAUUCAGCCGUCUACAACAGUACUGAGACCUGUUAAACAUGGCCUCUUAUCAUCCGCUGAAUAAAGCCAACAAGCAUAAUUAAACAUGGCCUCUUAUCAUCCGCUGAAUAAAGCCAACAGGCAUAAAGGAGCGCGUUCGUCCAACGCGUUUGUACAGCUGUAGGUAACUAUAAAGAGGGCUACUUAGAUAAUACAUUAACAGUACAGAUGACCGCCUGUUGUAAAUGUUAAUUUCAUGACUUAAUGUGUUCGGUAACAUCCACGUAUUGUAUUUAUUCUACUUUGAUUGACUAUCUAGUCGGGGUUAGCAAUGAAAGUGUCUUCUGGAUCUUCGCCUGAUUUAUAAUCAAAUUGAAACUUAACACUUUUAUAUAAGAAAUUGAUGCAACAAUUGUAUUAGCUUUCUAAAAAUUGAAUUGAAAGUAAUGUACACAAGGUUGUUAAUGGUUUUAACAGAAGCACCACUCCCGAUAAAUAAUACGUCCCUAGACAUACUUAUCUAAAAGCUGUAAGUCAGGAAAGGUUUUUCAACCUUCACAUUGAAUGCUUUUAACAUCGCCUUCAACUUAUUAAUUUCAAAAUAAUUGUAUGUCAAAACACUUGUUUACUGUUAGUUGCAACUUCAAUAAGGAACGGGUUGUACAUUUUCUUCGUCAUAAAAACAUUCUGCAGCUGCAGCAGUAACAUUAAUUAAACGUCCUUGACCUUAAUCCGGUCUCUUUAAGGAAUGAUGAUUCCCGUCAGCCUUUGAACGUAUGAUACUGACCUUUGUCAAUAAUCCAAGGACUACUUGGAUGAACGUUUACCAAUUUGGUUUAAAGACUACCCAAAUAUCAGGAUACUGAUAAACAGACGGACAGUCACCAAUAUACGCAUUGUAAAACGGUAAUUCGGUAUUAGUAUGUGAAGAUAGAUAUAUGGUCGCCCUAAAACCUCUUAUGUGUUUUCACAAGUUAGAUUAGUGAAAGUAUGAGUAGUCCGACGACUCUCUAAUGUGUUUUCACAGGUAAGAUUAGUGAAAUUUGUAAAACAACAUUCAGACUGAUGAAACCUGUGUUGAUGUGUAUUUAAGUCAGUCACAGAAGUGUCUUGAUUGGUGGUUUAUGAUUAUACUUAACACAAAGAUACGAAGUUGAAUACAUUAACCGUUCUUUGUACAGAGUGUAUAAUGUAAAGCUAUGUCGGUGAAUGAUAGAGUUUAUACAUUAAAUACCUCAAAUGUUUAUAUUUA